AACUGCGCAUCUCCGGGAAUGCAGCUGCUGGAAGAUAAAGGAAUAUUGCACGUUGCGCUUGAAGUAUUUUUAGUAUGAGCUUAAGGGUAGCGAGGGAUUGUUUUGGAAGAAGAAAGCGAAGCAUUCGAUAUAAAACUUGCGUGUCGGUCUGCACCAAGAGUGCAUUUUCUGACACAAAAAAAGGAGAACGCAGCCCGCACGGAGCGGAGCUGGCUGAGCCUCUGUUCUUGCUAAAUUAAGAGCAGAGACACCCACCAGCCAUUUGUCUGUGAUACUUGGCUCUGGUCAAUGCAGGCACCAUAGUGCAAGGAAAGAAGGGACGUGGUGAUGUUUGCGUUUGAUAUGCUGUGUCUCGUGAAUGCAAAACACUGGAGUCCUUUGAAGAUUAUGUAAAAAUAAAGGUGCAAGGUACUCUUCAAAGAGAGUAAUAAUGGGACCAGGCAUUCAAGAAUAUCCUUUAUUACUGCCCAGAGAGACACAGCAAAAGGAAAGCCAAAUCAAUGAAAACCACAAAGGAAUGGUAAAUUACAGCGGUGGGAAAAGCCAUCUGAGUACCAAAGGACUAAAGAAUCAAAUAUCUUAUCUGAAAUCUUCUGGAAGAUUAGGCAAAAAUAUAGCAAAUACGAUUGAAAAGACUUCCCAUGACACUCAAGAUGAUAAACAACCAAGUAUUUUUUACAAGGAAAGAAACCAUCUGGAUGACAAUAUUCAGCCAAGCAGAAUGAUGAGUGCUUGCACAUCGUUGCACAGAGUACAAGGAUCAAAGGGGAGUAUCCCAGAAAGAAAGCAAAGUGGAUCUGUACUACACAGGAUCCCUCCUAGCAUUAAGGGCAGCUCACAAGGUAGCUUCAAUAGGGUAAAAGAUGUCCCAAUGCAACAUUUUUAUUGCAGUGAAAAAGAACAGUUGGAAAACACUCAUAAAGAACAUAAUGCUGAAGCUAGUCCAUGUUCUUCUAAAUGGCAAGAAGCAUCUGUAGGUGAGAUGCUUCUCAAUUUUGAAUCAGUACGAAUUAUUAAAGAAGAUGCUGAAGACGAUAGUGCCAGUGACCUUUCCGAUUCAGAAAGGAUUCCCAUUCCCCCGUCUCCCUGCACACCACCAGAACUCAUUCUCAGAGCCGAAGAAAUUGAUCCGGUUUGUCUGGAACAUGUCCUAGAUACAGGGUUCAAAAAAUCAGAGUAUUAUUACCCCGACUUCCUCCCACCCCCUUUCAACUCUUGGGAUUUGAAGCAGCUGUCUAUUUUUGUUAAUGUAGAGGGUAAAUCUGAAUUUCAACCAAAGCCAGCAGGAUUUCUUGAGAAAUACAUUGAUCGUCUUUUGCAGCUAGAAUGGCUGCAAAUGCAGACUGUACAGAAUGAGAAAGGAAAGGCAGCAAAAGCCAGACCUCAGACUGCUCCCAGCUCCAUCCGUCCCCUAAAAAGCCCUGGCAAAGGUAAAGCAUUGCACAGCUCUUUGCCUAACAAGCAAGGAAUUCCCCAAGAAAGCAUUACAAAGCAACCCACAAGCUAUUCAUGUCACAGGAGAGACUCAUACUGUGAAGAAAACCGCCAAUUACAUGCACAUCCAGGUCACUUUAAAGUUUCUGAGCGAAUGGGAUGUGCACUGUCAUCUGAGAGACAAUCUGGUGAACUAAGGAGUGAGUUGAGAAAGAGACCAACUGCAAAGCAGCAGCUUUUCAAUAUGCAGCCCUCUGAGAACAGUUCUAAAAUACAAGGCAUUAGUAACAUCAGAUCCCCUAAGCAGACCCCUCAAUACCAUAGUUCAGCUGCUUCCGUUAAAAGCUUAAAAACAUAUACAUGUACAAAUCCGAAGAAAAAUGGCAAUGCUAGUAAUUAUGUUCCUUCCAAAAAAGCAACAGGAGACAGGAAAAUGAAAACAAAUGGCACGAUGCAAACAUCACGUAAAUUUAAAUGAAAAAAUCAGUAAAUGUUGAUGCUUCUUGACUGCUAGAAAGCAUUUGGCCAUGUAGAAGGAUCAUGUUUUCCUUGUAGGAAAACCUUGAGGAAAAUAUGUUCUUGAUGCAUUGUUCUAAAUCACCACUGUUCAAUCCAAUAUAUUUGAUCAUAAACCAGCAAGGCCAUCAGGAAUCUUUUCCUUUAAGGCAAAUGUCUUCCACAGGUCUUUCCUCAAAAAUAUUUACAAUUGCUAAAUGAAGAUAAGAUUAGCUAAAUAAGCAAGUUUAGAGAAAUAUUUAAUUAAAAAUUUUCUUAUUAGCACCACUCUAACUCCAUUGAAGUUUGUGAUGUUUCUUCUGGUUACUUUGGUGUAUUUCAGAGACGAACAAGAUCUAUGCUCUUUUUCUUGAGCACAUUUGCUAUUUUGUGAGAUGGGUAUGAUGGUGGGGUUGGUAUUUUUUUGAUGGAAAAGGGCUGAAUUGUUUUUAUAAAAUAAUGAAACAGGCCAGGCUUAUCUAUGCAAAGUUAAUCUCUCUAAUUCUUGAUAGAAGAUAAUAAAUUGGAUUUUUUUUAGAUAGGAAGAAGAAUGGAGAGAAUGUUUUGAAAUGUUUUAAUGCACAAAGGUUUCUAUUAAAGAAAAUUAUGAGGGAAUAGAUAGCUUCAGUAGUGAAAGAUGAAGAACAUGGAAUCCAUUUUUUUUUAUCCAGAAACCUUCACUGUGUUUAUAAACUGCUUUCCUUCAAGUUCAUUUUUUAAGUCUUGAUGCUUAUUGUCAUUUAGAACAAAUAAUCAGAUUCCUGGUUGUUGUGACAAAGGUCCCAAUCUUGAAAGAUUUUUUAUAC
This is a messenger RNA of Rhea pennata, 2735 nucleotides long. RefSeq names its product family with sequence similarity 217 member B (gene FAM217B). The transcript is spliced from 5 exons. The record is from RefSeq and is a predicted model, not a curated record. NCBI's taxonomy places the organism in Eukaryota, Metazoa, Chordata, Aves, Rheiformes, Rheidae. The coding region runs from base 431 to 1912 and encodes 493 amino acids.